Penicillium nucicola is the source of this 1659-nucleotide messenger RNA. RefSeq names its product putative carboxylesterase. The record is from RefSeq and is a predicted model, not a curated record. NCBI's taxonomy places the organism in Eukaryota, Fungi, Ascomycota, Eurotiomycetes, Eurotiales, Aspergillaceae. Gene Ontology annotation, molecular function: carboxylic ester hydrolase activity. The transcript is spliced from 2 exons. Bases 1 to 1659 code for a protein of 552 amino acids.
AUGGGAACCUUCGAAGGGGCACAUCGCAUCUGCAAGUGCAACUGCCCCAAGGUGCACGAAAUGAUCACAAUUGUUCUCCUCAUUGGGCUCCUGAGUGGCUUGCCAUCCGCCCUGCUAUCUCGGUCUCCUACUGUUGAUUUGGAUUAUUCCCAGUACUGGGGUCUGUCACUUCUGAAUGAUGUUGACCAAUACCUUGGCAUGAGAUAUGCAAAGCCGCCCUUGGGAAACCUGCGAUUUCGAGCACCGGAGGAUCCAGAACAUUCAGAUACAGCUUUAAAUGCAUCAUCGUUCGGACCUCUUUGCGUGGGGGUCAGUCAAUCGGUCAGUGGUGUGGUAGGCGAGGAUUGUCUCUUCAUCAAUAUCUGGCGUCCCACAAAUGCGACAGUGGACUCUAAAUUGCCUGUUUGGCUGUUCAUUCAGGGAGGCGGAUAUGCCAACAAUGCAAAUGGCAACUAUAACGGCAGUGAGGUGGUUCAGCAAUCUGGUCAUGAUAUUGUCUUCGUCAACUUCAACUAUCGCGUGGGCGCUCUUGGAUUUCUUGCCAGUGACAAUGUUCGCAGGAAUGGUGACCUCAAUGUCGGUCUGCUUGAUCAGCGGAAGGCGCUUCAUUGGGUUCAGCAACACAUUCGCCAGUUUGGGGGUGAUCCAGAUCAUGUGGUCAUACAUGGUGACUCGGCCGGUGCUGGAUCUGUUGCUCACCAUCUGACUGCAUAUGGUGGGCACGAUGCUGGUCUUUUUGUCGGGGCAGUGGCCGAAUCAACAUUCUGGCCGACCGUACGAACGGUUGAACAAAUGGAAUUCCAGUACGACCGAUUCGUGAGUGAUCUUGACUGUGACAAAUCAAAUGACUCUUUGGCAUGCUUGCGUGCGGUGGAUAUUGAAGUACUCCAAACUUUUAACAUUGAUAAGCCCUUUCCUGGGGGCAGCACCUUGCCAUCUCCAUUGUGGUAUUUCCUCCCCGUCGUGGAUGGAGACUUGAUUCCCGACCACCUUCACACUCUUUUCAGCCAAGGCAAAUUUGUCGAAGUCCCUUUGGUUGUCAGUGACGAUACCAACGAGGGAACUGGGUUUGCAUACAAUGCAAGUACCCCUUCUGAGGUGGCGCAGUUCAUGAAAAACAACUAUCCAGGACUCUCUCAAGAUCAGCUAGAUACUAUCAACCAUGUUUAUCCUUUGAUGGAGGCUCUUCCUAAACAUGCUGCAUAUUUUCCUUCGGCUGCGGCUGCUUAUGGUGAGGCGACCUUCACUUGCCCAGGAAACUUGAUGGCCGCAUCAAUGGCAAAAAAACUGUCUCAUGUUUGGAACUAUCGAUUCAAUGUUCGGGACCGUACGGAAAUUGCCAAUGGAAUGGGAGUUCCUCACGUAUUUGAUUUACCCGCGAUCUUCGGACUUGGAGAGACGAAUCAGCCCACGUACUCAUAUGCGGACUCUAAUGCAAAUAUUGUGCCUGUCACCAUGGAUUACUAUAUAAGCUUCAUCAAGACUCUGGAUCCGAAUCUUUAUCGAAACCAACAAGCACCGGAAUGGCUUUCGUGGGGCUCAGGUACCGGGCAACGCUUGAGACUCCAGACAAACGCAACGCAAAUGGAAGAUGUUCCUCAGGCGCAGGUGGAUCGAUGCUCUAUGUGGCAACGGCUUGCGAAGGAUAUGGAACAUUAA